Diversispora eburnea is the source of this 987-nucleotide messenger RNA. The record is from the annotation of a GenBank genome assembly. Lineage: Eukaryota; Fungi; Glomeromycota; Glomeromycetes; Diversisporales; Diversisporaceae.
AUGCCAACUCUUCAUCGUCAUCUUCCCAACAUUACUGUAUAUGCCGGAGUGAAUGUUCAUAAUGACAAGAUUUCAUCAUUAAAUUUGGAAGAGAGAAGAGGUGCGAUGGUUGUAAACGUUGAUCCUAUAAACAAUCCUGAAGCUAUCGUGCAUCCUUUAAGCAAUGUAUCAAAAUUACUUUUGUUAAUUGAUCCGUUAAGUGGGAAACUCACUCGAAAUGAUAUUCUCUCUUAUGCAAGAGGAUAUAUAAAUGCGGCAAAAGAAGCAAAUGUUGAACAUAUUAUUUUUCCUACACCUUUUACUAAACUUGAUACUCCACAUACUCCUCCUUUAACUCCAACUGAUGAGAAAGGUGAAACGAUGACGACUACUGAAUCAUCUAUAAUAAAUAAUAAUAAUAUUUCAUACAGAGAUCAAUUUGAAUCAGUGGAAUUAAUGUUAAAAGAAACUUUCCCUCCUUCACAAAUUACAAUUUUAAGAUAUCCUGGAGUAUUAAAUCAACACUUGUUAUUAUUCUCACAUCACAUAAUUGAGCAUUCAAAAAUCCCCUUGAUUGAUAAUCCUUCAACAAUUUUUGAAUUCUGUGAUAUGGGUGACUUGGUGAGGGCUAUUUGCAAUAUACUUUAUUGUCCUGUUCAACGACAUGGCGGUAAAAUGUAUAAAAUAACCGGCCCAAAUUUACUUACCACGGAUGAAAUUGCCGUUAAAGCAUCAUUGGGUCUAGGUCGAGAAAUAACUCCAGAUUUCUUACCAAAUAAUCAAUUAUAUCAAAUAUUAUCUGAAGUAAUACCGAGUAAAGAAGAAGUUGCCUAUUUAUUAGAAUUAUGGGGAUUACAAGAAAAGAAUUAUAUUAAUGGUAGUUAUAAUAGUGGUGGGACUCGAAGAGUACAAGUGACAAGAGAUCUGGAAAUGAUUACAGGUGUUUCGGGGACGAGUUUAAGAGAUUUUUUCGUAAAUAAUCGGGCUACUUUUUGUAAUAAAAUUUAA